CCUUUCCUCCUCCCGCGCAGUUUCGAAGAAAGAAACCCUCUCCUCACUCGUCCUCUUCCCUGCUUCCCUCCCCUUUAUUUUCUGCAGAUUCCCAACAGAACUCAGCUGGCAUCAAUGACCUCUCCUUCCUCGAAUCCGUGGUUCUCCCUCUAUUUAAAACCCCACCACCCAUCCCCUUCGCUCGGCAACCCUAAAUGGCCCGCAGAAAUACGCUUCAGUUCGAGGAUUUCAUCCCCAGGAUGGCCGAGAAGCUGGGAGGACAGGGGCUGAUGGCCGAGCUCUGUAAUGGAUUCCGGCUUCUAAUGGAUCCGGGGAGGGGUCUGAUCACAUUUGAGAGUCUGAAGCGGAACGCGGCGCUGCUCGGGCUGGGCGGGAUGAGCGACGACGAGUUGAAAUGUAUGGUGAGGGAGGGAGAUCUGGAUGGAGACGGCGGGCUCAACGAGAUGGAGUUCUGCGUGCUCAUGGUGCGGUUGAGCCCGGAGCUUAUGGAGAAGUCAUGGCGGUGAAUUGAUGAGGGCAUUUCAACAGGGUGUUAGCUCCUCUUCUCCUCUGUUUUAGUUUUGAAGAUAUUAAGUCGUAUGUUUAGUUGUGUUGUGGGAUAUGCAAUCCACACUAUUAUUUACAUGUUAUAGUUUCUUAUUUUGAUUAAAAUUUUGGAUGUAUUUAUGUAUGGAUUGGUGGACAUUUUGCUUGGUGACUCUGUGUCAAUAAGCAUGCUUUUAUUGCUGUAGGAGAAUGAGGGUAAUUGGUUGAGUAAUAAUUAGAUGCU
Molecule: messenger RNA, 769 nt
Organism: Phalaenopsis equestris
Lineage: Eukaryota; Viridiplantae; Streptophyta; Magnoliopsida; Asparagales; Orchidaceae
Product: calcium-binding protein PBP1-like
Exons: 1
Coding region: 195-506 (103 amino acids)
Molecular function (GO): calcium ion binding
Source: RefSeq, a predicted model, not a curated record